AUGGUUGGAAAGCGUGCCAUCAACACCAAGGAACGGGAACAACCACGUCGAACGCACACCGGUAAUCGACGGCCUGUGAGCUCCGCGAGCCGGAACAGCGGACGAGAUGAUCUGGAGAGCGGACUGAGGAACAGACCUAAUGGAUUCGCCAAUGGCAACGCGAGUAGACACGAUGCGAGACCUCGUCCUGAUGCCGUCAAUCGCAAGCCUAAGCCUGAUGUCUGGAGGUUCAAAGAUGCGGCCAAGACCGCGCUGGAAGAUCGCAGGAGAGAAGAGUUGAAGAACACACUGCUGGAAAGCGUGGAUCGCAAUGAGCUGGAGCAGUUCAGAAAGUCGGAUGAGGAGCUGAAGGAGAUCAAGAAUAAGAAGGUCAGGAGGUUCUACGAAGAGCAGAAUGAUCGCUUGAACGAUUGGCUCGAGGUUGAUGCCAUUGUCAUGGCUGUUGCAGACGAUGUACUGGAAUCGAUGGAUCCGGACCCGGACAACGAUGGUGAUCAAGAGCGAGGCGGUGGCAUCCAAGCCGUGCAGGGAAAUAUUCACGAGCUGCUCCCCGAAGACGAGAAAGAAAAGCGGAACAAAGCAGAAAAGAGGGCAAAGAUCGCCAUCAACGUCAAUGUCGUCGCCAACAUCAUCCUCCUCAUCGGCAAGAUCGUCGCGGCCUUCAGCUCCGGCUCCCUUUCCCUCAUCGCAUCCCUGACCGACUCAGCGUUGGACCUCCUCUGCACCCUCAUCGUCUGGACCACCAACAAACUCGUGUCCUGGCGCCUCUCCUUCCUCAACAAGAAGUUCCCCGUCGGUCGCAAGCGCCUCGAGCCUCUCGGUAUUCUCGUCUUCAGCAUCAUCAUGGUCAUCUCUUUCGCGCAGAUUCUACAAGAGUCUGUCGAGAAAAUCAUGCCUCUCAAAGGGACGGCCGAGAAACUGCCAGCAAUCGCCAUUGGCGCCUUGGUAGCAACAGUCGUGGUCAAGGGUGUCAUCUGGUUUGGGUGUAUACCUAUCAAGACUACACAGGUGCAAGCACUGGCACAAGAUUGUAAGACGGAUGUAAUCUUCAACACGCUCUCCCUCCUGUUCCCGGUGAUUGGCUACUAUGCAGACGCGUGGUGGCUUGAUCCCGUCGGUGCUGGACUCCUCUCGCUCUUCAUCAUCUAUGAUUGGGGCGAGACCUGCUUUGAGAACGUUAUUCGCCUCUCGGGCCAGGCCGCCAACGAGAAGCUGCAGAAGAAGCUGAUGUAUCUGGCGUAUCGAUUCAGUCCCGUUGUUGAUGGAUUCAAGAGUGUCGUGGCCUACCACGCGGGCGAUGGCAUUUGGGUCGAGUAUGAUGUGCUGCUGCCUGCGGACACGAAGCUCUACCGCAGCCACGAUAUCGCAGAGACGCUGCAGUAUUGUUGUGAGGGCUUGGAUGAGGUGGAUAGAGCCUUUGUUACCAUGGAUUACAGCGUGACUGGACCAGUCGGUCACGCUGCUGAUGCCGAGAGAGCGUAA
Molecule: messenger RNA, 1482 nt
Organism: Fulvia fulva
Lineage: Eukaryota; Fungi; Ascomycota; Dothideomycetes; Mycosphaerellales; Mycosphaerellaceae
Product: Metal tolerance protein 3
Exons: 1
Coding region: 1-1482 (493 amino acids)
Biological process (GO): monoatomic cation transport; transmembrane transport
Cellular component (GO): membrane
Molecular function (GO): monoatomic cation transmembrane transporter activity
Source: RefSeq, a predicted model, not a curated record